Molecule: messenger RNA, 3403 nt
Organism: Paramuricea clavata
Lineage: Eukaryota; Metazoa; Cnidaria; Anthozoa; Malacalcyonacea; Plexauridae
Source: the annotation of a GenBank genome assembly
GUGAGAUGCAAUGACAAUCGUUGCCAGGAAGCGAAAACAGGUAAAUAUCCAACUCAAAUUAUCAGCCAUGUUACUUUAAUCUGUUUACAUGAUAAUACUGGAUACCAGGUGAAGAAUAUCAAACGAGUCCUUGGACGGGAUCAAAAUUAAUUCACCUCAGUUGAUCAUGAAGUUGCAACUUAUUCUUUGGACAUGUCGGUCCGAAGCAACCUACAGCCUCGUACCGUUAUGCUUAGCGGGAAAUCGCUAAAUGGGAAAAGGCCAAAGCUGGCGACUUUUUAUUCUAUUUCGUAUUUUUGGUUACUCCGCGCAUGUGCCCUAACUUUUUGCUUUUAAAAGCAAUUUAUAUUAAGGCUGUUUUUCAUUUGAUACAUUUCGUUUGUGCAAGAUCAAGCUUUGUAUACGCUCCAUUUUCUUGUGCAGUUUGCUCUGAAGGUUGAGUGUUUUCAAUUUCUGCGCUCGAAUACAAGACCAUACUGCAUGCACUGGUUGCAGAAAAAAGUCCGUAACUAUCGAUUAUUAAAAAGUACAUUUCAAUUCGUGCAGCCAUAUUUUAGAAGCUGGUAGCGAUGAAUAACAGAAUUAUUUUUAAAGAAAAAGCUUUACCAAAGUCGUACAAAGGGUGGCCUGAGGCAAAGUUGUAAAGCUGUGUUGGAAAACGUCAAUCUAAUUUUAUUUCUAUUCCCUUCUCAGAGCGGAAGUGCGAAGUGAUUCUUUAUUAUAAAACACCCCAUUAUACGACCGGGAAAGAUGCAAAAAACAGUUACCUACAGUGUAACGCAACCUUACUGGAAUACAAGCGAGAUAUACAAAAGUACAUUAGCAACAGAUCUCGUAAUGGAAUUUGGAUUGGACUUACGAAAAACGCAUCAAAUUUUACUGAAUCAGUUCGCAAGGCAACGUUGUUUAAAAUAAGAAAGUGUGAAAGUCGAAAUAUAGCUGGAGAUUUUAGAAAUGUUUCGUGUUCAAACAAAUUACUCCCAUCAUUUUGUAAGAGAGGUACAAUGAAUGUGUAUGUUUUAUUCUAUAACUGUUUUUGCAAGACGAGCUUAAAAAACUUAUGUGGAGGUGGAGCAUAAGUGCUUAACAUGCAUGCAUAAUUUUAUCGUCUGCAUAACGUAAAUAUUUCACAGUUUUUCAAGUGUGUGCAUUGCUUGUUUUUAGUUGUUGAGAAUUGCGAAAGCAUUUAUUUGUAUCAUCUUGUAAAAAGGUUCAUGUGGCCCAUAGGCACGCAGUUUUUUUCAAAGUGCUGCCUUCCAAAGUGCUUAUUCUAUUAACGUGCAUAUUUAUUAUAUUUUCUCAUUUUGAAGCGUGAUAUUUGAUCUUUUACUACUUUAUUUUUAUUCCAAAGUGCUUAUUCUAUUAACGUGCAUAUUUAUUAUAUUUUCUCAUUUUGAAGCGUGAUAUUUGAUCUUUUACUACUUUAUUUUUAUUCCAAAGUGCUUAUUCUAUUAACGUGCAUAUUUAUUAUAUUUUCUCAUUUUGAAGCGUGAUAUUUGAUCUUUUACUACUUUUUUUUUAUUUCAAAGUGCUUAUUCUAUUAACGUGCAUAUUUAUUAUAUUUUCUCAUUUUGAAGCGUGAUAUUUGAUCUUUUACUACUUUAUUUUUAUUCCAAAGUGCUUAUUCUAUUAACGUGCAUAUUUAUUAUAUUUUCUCAUUUUGAAGCGUGAUAUUUGAUCUUUUACUACGUACUUUAUUUUUAUUUCAAAGUGCUUAUUCUAUUAACGUGCAUAUUUAUUAUAUUUUCUCAUUUUGAAGCGUGAUAUUUGAUCUUUUACUACUUUAUUUUUAUUCCAAAGUGCUUAUUCUAUUAACGUGCAUAUUUAUUAUAUUUUCUCAUUUUGAAGCGUGAUAUUUGAUCUUUUACUACUUUAUUUUUAUUUCAAAGUGCUUAUUCUAUUAACGUGCAUAUUUAUUAUAUUUUCUCAUUUUGAAGCGUGAUAUUUGAUCUUUUACUACUUUAUUUUUAUUUCAUCUCUUUGGACUAUUUUUUACUUUCAUUUCUAUUUAUGGCGCAGCCUGAAAAUUCCAAACUAGAAAUUCAAAACAAUAUAAUUUUGAUCGAUUACAUUGUUCUUGAAUUGAUAACCUGUGAAAUAUUUGCUUACUUCGAUUAUUUAUCCUGCAUGCACUUGCGCUCGGGGUAUAUGCCUUUUUAUUAUUUAGCAGUAUCUUUGCAGUCGUUUCCCUUCAAUGUUAAACCGUCCUCCUAAAAUACUCUAUUGUUUUAUCAGGGAGAUAUAAAGAUCGUUGCAAGGGAAAUAACAGUCGCUGUUUUCUUCCAGUCCAUGACAGGAUGACCUGGUUUGAUUCAUUUGCCCACUGCAAGAGUCUAAAUCGGGCACUUGAUGCAGGGAAUAUUUCCAAAGCUUUACUACGCAAUGCCAAUCUGUCAUUUGGAACUUCUCACUUUUGGACAGGAAAGAUAUACGAAACUAAUAUUGACACAAGUGCUAAUUGGACAUGGCUGAAUGGUAGCUUAUUCAAAGAAUGGGAUAAAUGUAAAGUAAUAAAUACUGAUGUUGGUUGUAGUGGUUGUGGUUUUUGGAAAAAUGGAACAAUUUAUCUAACAUCAAAUUGUUCGCAAAAGUUUUCUUACUUUUGUGAUGGGAGCUCGACUGGUAAGUUCUGAAACCAUAACUGUCGUUAACAACAGCACUUGGAAGUUGCCCUUCAUCAACAGGAAUUAUUUUAAGGUGCAGUGCAUGUUGGCCAAUUUGUGCAGUGAUAAAUGGAAUUUGUGCAAUGAUAAAUGAGAAUUUUUGCUGGAUUCAUUUUCUUUAAUAUUUAACUAUAUGCAUGUGAUAUUAAUUCGUGAAAAGAGUGAAUAAUCGCAAAUUAUGUUUAAAUUAUUCAAAAGCACGAUAAGCACAAAGAAGACAGUAAGUUUUGCUGGUUUUCACUUAAUGUUUACAAAUUUUAUAUCGAAUUUUAUAUGACCUGCAUGAUAUUCGAUCUUUCAAGAUGGGAUUUAAAACAUUGUGUCUAAAAUUGCAAGAAAUCGACUUUUGGGGGCUGAAAAGUACGAACAUUUUCUGGACUGCAAGGAGCCCUAGGUCCCCGAAAAGUUCUGCCUUUUACAAUUCCCCAUCACCUAGUUGGGUCCCUUUUCUUAGGUUCCAUGCAAUUAGGGGCCUACGUGUAAUCAUACCCCCGAAGUUCCAGAAACAAGUUCUAAGCGUGUUGCAUGAAGCUCAUCCAGGAGUUGCCCGAAUGAAGGCCAUGUCGAGAAGUCACGUGUGGUGGCCGAAGUUGAACACCGCCAUCGAGGAGACCAUUGGUGUCUCCAUACUUCUAACGGUCAGGCCGAGAGGUUUGUCCAGACUUUUAAAAACUACGUCAGUCAUGUCUACUCCAGCGGAUCCAGAGUUUCCUGCUGAGUUAUCGAGGGACGCCGCAUAG